UGUCGGCUUGCGGAAUGUCCUAGUUUUCGCGAAGUCCGUUGUGUCGGACUUCUAACGAAGAUAAGACGCCGUCAAGGACAAUUAAAAAACAUCAAAUUAAUUGGGGAAGUGCACUGAACAAACUGGGGAUGUGUAUUAUAAUUAUGAAGACAAUUUAAAGUGACAAUGGAGAGCAACGAAUAUGAACUUGUCCGCAACCUAACUUUGCUCUUCUUUCUGGAGCGACUUUUGGAUAAGGGCGGACCUAGGACGUUGCAUGAUCUGAGCUGUCAGUUUGGCGCGAAAGGAUUUACGAAGGAAAUGCGUCAAAUUGCCGGAGGUUCGCAGUCUGGACUAAGAAAGUUCUUGGCACAAUACCCUUCGCUUUUCUCAAUCGAUGGAGACUAUGUGUAUGUCAAUGCAUUUACCGCCCCUGUAGACACCCAGCAGGAUAUUGGUCUGAAGUAUGUCGGAGGGAAGAGGGACUAUGCACAGGAAGCUGUGGAAUACUUCAGCAACAAGCUUAUGCAGUAUGGACCAGGAACAGAAGUACCAAUUAAGAGCCUCCUAGGACACAGGUCACAGGCCUCUCCUGAAGUCCGCCACAUCUCAGGUCAGCAUGGGAAAGAGUUUCGUGACUUCCUCCUUCGGUACCCAGAUACUUUUGUGGUUGGGGAAGAGACAGUUGUGCUGAAGGAGUGGGAGGACAGGGAGCCACAGCCUUUUCAUGAAUUGGAGCAGGUACAUGUUGACCCUGCGGUGACAGCACGGUUACUAGGAUUCAUUUCACAGUGUAUUGAGGUGAAAGGUCCCAUGAUGGUUGACCAGUUGUUCCAUGCUGUAGCUUCAUCAAGAAUUCCCCAGGAUCAGUGGGCAUGCAUGUUCAAAACUCCCCAGGAUCUUUCUACGUUCCUCAAAAUGCACUCUGAUGCAUUUCAUGUGCAGUCAAAUCUUGUGACCCUAAUUUCUGUUCCUCCCCAGACUUCCCCCACAAGAUCAUGCAACACAGCCAGUAACCAAGUCCCUGCCGGUCCACAGCCGUGUUCCCCCUUCCAUCAGAAUAACAACAAUAACAAUAAUAUUAUCAGUGUUAGCUCAAGCCCCAUAACGUUGUCCAGUGUUAAUAAUAAUAUUGAGCCCCAACUAAGGAGUCUCACACCGCCUGCUCCUCCUGUAACAGCCCUUCAGAAUCAGACACUGAAACAGCGAAUCAAUUCACUGGUGAUGAAAACAAUUGCACAAAACACAGAACGGGACCGAAGUUAUGCUGCCACUUCAUUAGCAAAUAAUACUUCGACAGCAGGUGGAGCUCAUGGUGGUGAUAUCUGGAAAGCUAAAAUAUUACAGAAUACUAAGGUCAUUGUUACCAUAAAAGAGAGCCUGCAGGUUGUGGAGGAUAUCAUGUCACAAGCAGCUACAGAAAAGGUCUCUGUUUCAUUUGACUGUGAGGGUAUCAACCUUGGUGUUAAAGGACAGCUAACACUGUUUCAACUAGGUACCAUGUCAGGUUUUGCUUACAUCUUCGAUCUCAUCACAUGUCCCACUAUUGUCUCAGCUGGUGGACUUCAGCAUCUCUUACAGUCAGAUACUGUUACAAAGGUUCUGCACGAUUGCCGCAAUGACAGUGUUAACUUGUACAACCAGUUUGGCAUAACCCUUUGCAAUGUCUUUGAUACACAGGCAGCACAUGCAGUCUUGCAGCUUCAGGAGUUAGGGAAACCUGUAUAUAAAGUCAAGAAUGUGUCAUUGAAUGCUCUGUGUGAAAUGUAUGAUGCCCCUGUAAACCCCAUGAAGGAUCAGCUGAAGAACGUAUAUCGCAGGGACCAGCGGUACUGGGCCAGACGCCCCCUUACUCGAGACAUGAUGCUGUAUGCUGCAGCUGACGUUUUAGCCCUCGUACCACAAGUGUACAAUGCCAUGACCAGGCUGAUCAAGCCAGAGUAUGAGGUUCUGCUGAAGGAGCUGUGUGAGGAACAGAUUUUCAUGCACAUCAAGCCAGGUGAUGUGAAACAACGCAAGAAACAGCGUAAAGUUGAAACAGAAUUAGCAGAUUUGCGAGGCAAACUUUCAUCAAGCACAAACAAGACAAAUAUUGUGCUCAGCAAUAGAGAAAUUCGUCUCCUCAGGUACCUCGAUUUAACAGAAGAGGAAAAAGAGAAGCUAAAGGGUUCAUACAAAGUAGCAAGGAAAUUGGAGAAAUUGGAGAACCUGCAGGACAGAGAUGGAAAAAGUGAAGAUGAAGAUGAGGAUGAAGAUUUUGAUGGUUGUAAUGGAGACAGUGGGAAAACUUCACCAUCGUCAGGUGGACUGACAUCACCUCGAACGCCCAUCUCUGAGCCCUUGUCUUUAACUGAAUCAAUGCAGUUGUUAGAUGAGAUACUUUCAGAUGGGCGAAUGGAAAGGCUUGAUAAGAUUGAACGGCUGGAAGCAAUUUUAUCUGUGAUAACGGCUCCACCUGGUGGAGAUGGUGGCACAGAGAGCAACCCUCCAUGUUGUGCAUGCCAUUGUCACAUCAACAUCAGUACAAAGGAAGGAGGUGUUGGUAGUCCCAGGUCUCUUGUUACUAGUUCUGGUGGACAGGCUGAUGUGGCAUGUCAAACGCUUUCAACAGGCGAUAUUGUGAUAACAAGAAUCUUCUUUACCGAGGAAGAAAAAGAACGGGAGAAGACUCUGACCUCAAGCCCCAAAAAGUGCCCCCCAUCCCAACAUUCUGCUUCCUCCUCCUAGGGUUCUGCUUAGGAGUCCUCUCAUUGUAUCUGUGUAUAGACAAAAACUCGUAAUUAUUCUGUGGUUGAUUUCAAGAAACCAGAUACAGGUUCCCCAUUUGAACUGGAGCAAUACUUCAACAAACAGUGAUUUACUGCAAAAUAUGUCUCAAGUGCCAACACGUGAGAGUGUGAGGUAGGAUUGUCUUCCUACAGAUACUAACACCUGAUGACCGACAUACUGACAGCAUGACUUACAGUUCAUCAAGGCAAACAUACGGUUGUGUGGGUGAAAUUUAUUUUCAGUUUUCAUGUUGCUGCCAACUGAAAUUAACUGGGUCCCAUGCCAGUAUAUUUUGUGAAACCAAAUAAAAGUGUAGACAUGAAAUAUUGUGCUGUUCAUGGAAGCACUGUUUGUUUGGUAUCCAUUCUGCAAGUUAUAUGCAAGUGUUUCAGACCCAAGUCUGUAAGGAUAUAAGGGCUGGUCAGAUUACUGUAGCAUCUUGAUCAUUGUAAUAGGAAUGUUUGGAAUUUUGUUGGAGAUUUUUAAUUUUAUCGUUGUUGCUGUUAUUUCAAUUUUCAUUUAAUUUUUAUCUACUGUUUGAUUCAGAAGAUAUGUAUUUUAUUCCAAUACUCAAAUUUUAUGCAAAUUCUCAAAUUAUAGGGAAAUUUAAUACUUCAGCUUUAUAUUCCAAACUGUAUCAUAAUGUGAAAUUAUUGUAUUUCAAGUUUAUAUUAAUGGUUUUUUUUAUGGAAUUACUUUUUAAUUUCAUUCCUCCAGAUAAAUUUUAUAUCUGAUCAGUACAAUAAUCAUUUAGGUGCUGCCAUUGGGAGAGUCAAAUGGGAUUAAGUCACAGUUGAAUCUCAAAUUUAUUUGUCCUAAAGUUUGAGGGGAGCAAAAUGGUAACAUUUUGUAGAACAGUAGAGCAGAUUAUGCACUCUCUGAUGACAUUUUAUCAUUAUUGAUAUUUAAAAUCAAGUUGAUGAAAAUGGCAUGUGUCAAAAAUGAUUUAUGGAUUAUGAUAAUGUUUACACCUCAGUACUUCACAUUUAGGUAGAAGUCUUUGUAUUCAUUACGGAGCAGUUUAGGUGUUCAUGUACUGGUUCUCUUGCAAUAUGAACUAAUUUGUUAUUUUAAAAGGUGAUUAAACUGAAAAUUGCAAAUUUCAUGCCUCACAGAAUGUACUGCAUGUAAACAAACAUAGUGCAAUGUGUAAUUUGUGUGCCAAGGCAAAUAGAAAGGGUGCUGCAGUAGCAUUGAAUGGCAAAAUACUGGUAGUUCUUUAAUUUUUUUACUUCUAAAAAAGAUGUGCCUUCUUGAUUUUAAUGUGAUAUCUGUGGAAGGUGCAUGAUAGAAGUUCCCUCAGAGACAUAUUGUAGUUCUGUAUAUUUUAAACAUUAUAAACUUAUAUCACAGCUCUGAAUAAUUUCGGCAGAGUGAACUUCAUUUUAAUAUUAUAUGUGACAUGUAAUAUUUUGAUGAAUAUAAACUAAUUUGUUUUAAGUAUAAAGUCACAGAUUCUGACACUACUUGGGAGUGAGACUUUUGAAUGUGUUCAUUAUAGUACAUAAAUGUUGGUGUCAGUAUGUUAGAGAAUGAAAGGAAAAACAUUUUGUCCCUCAGCUGUGAAACUUGUGGGAUGUCACAGUGAUGAAAUUCCAUAGGACAAUUCUUUGUACACUGGAUCAGUUUCAACGCUUAUGGAUUUACUUAACAGUUGGCUUGCUCGAGUCUGCCUCACUCACUAAAAUUUUGUCACCCAAUGUGAAGACACUGCAACCAGUCCUUUAUGUUGGAACACAGUGUUAUAGGUGGUCUCACAUUGGUGUGAAUGUCUAUAACCAGUCAAGCAGUGUCAUCACUGUUCUGGUUGUACUUAAUAUUAAGUGGCAUUCAGAGUCGAACUUGACAUUUGUGAGGUUCCUUUGCAGGCUGAGAGGUGUUCUGGGACUGCAUUGAUAAGACAUUGGAAGUGAGAAAGGUGAACACUAAUAGAGAUUAAAGACAUUGCUGUCAAUAACUGCUGCACUCCAUUAUAAGACAAAACCUUAAUUUAAUGGUUCAUUCGUUUAUUAUCCAGUGUAUAAUGUUCACACACAUAUUCUCAUUGACAGUUAACAAAGUAAUGCAGGUUGUAGAUCCCUUUUCAUUUAGUUUUUGUCCUGACUCACUAAUUGAGCUGCUGUAUCACCUUCUGCUGGCUGUCAGUUUUUAAAGUAUUUGUCUCCAGUACUUACUGUAUGUCUAAACCUAAAAGCAUAAUUUGGCAUUUUCAAGUACAAAAAUCCAACCAGUAUCACUUUCACUAAAUGACUGCAGCAGUUGAUAUUGAGUUCUUAAAUAAAACUACACUUCAUGUUUGUUCAAGGAAGAUUUAAAAUUGGUCAUACUGUAUAAAAAUACAUGCCUGACAAUAAUAGUUCUCAUAUUUCUUAAAAUUGACUACUGUUUUAAGACUGAUUGGGGUUUAUGAGACACAACAUGUGAACCAAUAGAAAAUCAGACCACAGUAUUAUAGUACCUCUACUGAAAAGUAAAGUCUCUCGAAACGAAACAUGCUUGUAUGACUGAACACUGCAUUUUAAGUUGACUUGUUUAUUUUUAUGAUCCAUAUAUAUGUGAAACUUAUAUGGAUAAUAAAAAGGAAUUAAAACAACAGAGCAUAAAAAUAGUCCUAUGCCAUGAAGGUAUAAAG
Molecule: messenger RNA, 5380 nt
Organism: Cryptotermes secundus
Lineage: Eukaryota; Metazoa; Arthropoda; Insecta; Blattodea; Kalotermitidae
Gene: egl
Product: egalitarian protein homolog
Exons: 11
Coding region: 166-2706 (846 amino acids)
Biological process (GO): nucleobase-containing compound metabolic process
Molecular function (GO): nucleic acid binding; 3'-5' exonuclease activity
Source: RefSeq, a predicted model, not a curated record